Messenger RNA from Aspergillus candidus, 773 nucleotides. RefSeq lists its product as uncharacterized. Bases 185 to 601 code for a protein of 138 amino acids. Lineage: Eukaryota; Fungi; Ascomycota; Eurotiomycetes; Eurotiales; Aspergillaceae. Gene Ontology annotation, cellular component: mitochondrion. The transcript is spliced from 2 exons. The record is from RefSeq and is a predicted model, not a curated record.
AUUACUCCACAACGACCGACACCACAUCACGUCCACCACACCACAGUACACUCUAUUCAAUCCAACUCAAUUCCAAGAGAGAAUGAUCCACGGUCAUCGAUAGUCAACAAUCGCAUCCCGAGCAAUUACCCUCCCCCACCACUACAACCGCUACAGCACAACUGCAGCACACAAGACACCCACCAUGUCCACAAACACAGCAGCGAGUGCCUCCACCCCGGCACCAACAAAAACCUACAACCUGCGCAAUCCAAUGCCCCUCUCCGCAGCGCAGGAAUCCGAAGUCAAGCAGAUGUUCUACAAGCGCGUACGGAGCCACUGCGCGGAUGAAAUCAAGGCAUUCGCUCAAUGCGCCGUCAACCGCACAGUAACAGCAACAUGGCUCUGCCGGAGCGAGCGCCUCGCCAUGAACGGGUGUAUGCUGGAGCACGCGAAGCCCGAGGAGGAGGACCGCGCGCGGGAGGAAUGGUUCGCGACGCAUGGAGAGCGUCGACGGAAGAAGGAGGAGGAGACGAGACGGGUGGAGGCGAGGCGGGAGGAGGUCAUUCGGUUGAUGAGGGAGGAUGAGGAGAGGCAGAGGCUUGCUGCUGCUUCGAAGUGAUUCUAGACUGGUGGAAUUCUUGCUGCUUUUGUCGAUUGAUUGAUGAUGUUGGGUCGGCGUUGCAUCGUUUCAUGUACAUGUAUAGUAUUCUUACAGGUUCGACUGUAUAUUAUCAUCUUACUACUCCGUACUCUGAAGGGAUUGUCUGAUGAUGACUGUAAAUAGGUAAUAA